AUGCUACCGAUGCCCACCUAGGCAAACUUGCGACAACUCACCGGUCAGUAUCAUGCCAAUCCCCGGCAGCCCUUCGGUGGCCAACGACGUAAAGCAACGACACAUCUUCUGGAGCACGCGCGAUACAAGUUCGAUGUCAUGCCGGUACCCUCGGGACAGCUUCUCGGUUUUCCAGCAACCAUCGGUACCAUCGCUUCCAGCGAGAUGUGCACCUUUGGAGGCACGUGUCUAGAUCACGCGGUGCGUCCCGAGCAAGACAUUCGUUUGCGGUUCAACGCCGUGCAGCCCGAGCUGGCCCUUGGUGUUGGUGUGAGAAGUGCGCUCGAUUCGAGUAUGCGUUUCCGGGCGCAGCCGGACACGUUCGGCAUCAUUGGUGACGACUCGAUCACGGCCUCACCCGGCAGUGGACCGGAGAUCCUGAGCAAUCCGGCUGAGGUGGAAACCAUCCGGAACCUUCCCGGGCCUACCGAGCCCGGAUUUGGAGCGUUCGGUGCGGUGAAUGAUGCCAUUGGCAUGAACAUUACGCCGGCAUUAUCGCAGGUCCUUUUAGCGCCACCCGCGACCAGCGGUGACGGUGCGUCCAUCAUUGCGACCGUGAACGGUGCAGCCGACGACAACGGGACUCGUGGUGAGGAGAUAAAUUCCUUUUACUUUUAUCAGACUGAACAGUUGACGGUGUUAUGGGUGCUUUUUGCAGUGAUCGUGCUGGGAAACUCGGCUGUCCUCGUAACAUUAAUGCUCAACCGUACACGCAAGUCACGAAUGAAUUUCUUCAUCAAACAGCUCGCUAUCGCCGAUCUUUGCGUUGGGCUGCUGAACGUUCCAACGGACAUCAGUGGGCGUAUAACGGUUGUGUGGCGCGCCGGAAAUGCCGCCUGCAAGGCCAUCCGCUUCGUCCAGGUAUGCAUCACCUACGCUUCCACGUACGUCCUGGUGGCUCUCAGCAUCGACCGAUACGACGCCAUCACGCAUCCGAUGAAUUUUUCCGGCUGUUGGAGCCGGGCUCGCAAGCUGGUGGCAGCUGCAUGGAGCUUCAGCAUCCUUUUCUCCCUACCGAUAACGUACUUGUACGAGGAGCGACUAAUAGAGGGAAAAAUGCAGUGCUGGAUCGAUCUGGUUGAGGCGUGGCGAUGGCAGCUGUACAUGUGCUGGGUUUGCGGAUCACUGUUCGUCAUCCCGGCGUUAAUCAUUUCCGCCUGUUACGCAAUUAUCGUGCGCACGAUCUGGGCGAAAGGAACCAUCCUCGGUCCGAUCGAUCGAACACACAACGGUAUGGCCGAUUUGGCGAGUCGACGGGCCAGUUCUCGGGGAAUCAUCCCACGCGCUAAGGUGAAGACAGUCAAGAUGACGAUCGUGAUCGUGAUCGUGUUCGUGCUGUGCUGGUCACCGUACAUCGUCUUCGAUCUGCUGCAGGUGUUCGAGCAGAUCCCAAGGACACAAAGGAACAUCGCCAUCGCAUCGUUCGUCCAGAGCCUAGCUCCACUCAAUUCUGCCGCUAACCCGCUCAUUUACUGUCUCUUUUCCACCCAGAUGUGCCGAAUGAUAAAGAGAUUGCCACCGUUCCGUUGGCUGUGGUCCACCAAAUGGUGCUGCAGACCACAGGACUCUGGCACGAUGCCCGACGGCAACGGGACGGUGGUGAACGGGACGACACACACCCGGUUCCACAACCACAACAGCAGCGACUCGAUGCGCACACUAACGACCUCGCUGACCGUUUCCAGAAGGUCCUGUUUGCGGCCGGCCCGGGUCGUCAUCGUCGAGCGGCGCAAGACGGAGCUCGCAAUGUCCGAGGUGUAA
Molecule: messenger RNA, 1800 nt
Organism: Anopheles nili
Lineage: Eukaryota; Metazoa; Arthropoda; Insecta; Diptera; Culicidae
Product: cardioacceleratory peptide receptor-like
Exons: 8
Biological process (GO): G protein-coupled receptor signaling pathway
Cellular component (GO): membrane
Molecular function (GO): vasopressin receptor activity
Source: RefSeq, a predicted model, not a curated record